AUGCGACGGCAACUUUCCGAGGACUCGAUCAGACUCGACCAAGGUAGGUUAGGUCUGGUUUGGUACUGUUUGGUAGGUAGGUGCGUGAUUAAGCUAGGUGCAGGUGGAUGACGGCGGGGAGAGGAGAGAGGGACAGCGCCAGAGCGCUAAGACGGAGAAUUCGACGGCCCAGUCGCGCAGCAGCCCCCGCAGUGGCACGCACGCCGGCGCUUUUUUUUUUUUGCAGUGGUCGUCAUCAAGAGCUCCGAAUAAACCGUUUGCGGGGAUCUUCCUCAGGAGCCAAAAACACUAAAGCGCAGAAUAAGCCGAGGGCAGACAUCACUUUUCAGGGAGCAGAACAAAGGGCCCGCGCAGAACAUCAACGCCACGAGCCCCACCGCCUUAACACCCCAACCCUCACCGACCAGCCGUAUCCUCCUAUCCUCACAGGGACUGCCAUCCCAAUCCGAGCACGCAAUGCCUCGCAAACGCUCGUUACACCAUGCGUCUGCGCACACAGUCAUCCGUGCGUUGCUCGCGUCCUCCACUCGAUUGUGGCUCCUCGUUGGGUGGUCAACUAAUCUGCUUUGGGUUUUUGGCAGAUAUGGCCUCUGCGACGAGCGACCAAACCGCGACAGAUCUGUCGGCCGGCACAAAGGACGGCCGCCAGGAUCAAACCCCAAACCGCAUUCGUGCGUUGGCCCCUGGCAUGCUUAGACAGGUGGAGAGUGAGUCCUCGACGACUCUUUAGCUGAUGUUCUUCACUUGUCUCGCAGUCAUCUUGAUGAUUUCUAUCAUCAUGAUCAUUGCCUUUGGAGGGCCGGAAUACCUCUACUACCACCUUUACGAUCGACCCCGCGCCUGCAUCAUUCAAGUCGGAUUUGGCGUUUGGGUCUUCGUGUGGGUGGUGUGUGCGGUAAUCUACCCACGCAACUUCGCGCGCCUCGAAGGAGCGCCUGAUACGCUGUGAGUGAUGAUGGCUUGCAUUUUAAAGCGCUAUGAUAGAGUAUCUGAUGCUAUUCGUGUGCAUUACCACAGGAAGGAUUGGGUUGUCGCAAUCGCGCUGCUCGGCUGCGCUGUCUCGGCGAUCGUUGUCGCUGUGACAUCGUGGCUUGGCCUGUCCCAAAUCGACAAGCUUAACGGCCUGCCCGAAACCAAGCUUGCCGCCACAAUGAAGCCGAUCUACAUUGCAGCAUCGGUUCUACAGCUCUUUACGGUCGGCACUGCCCUUGUGUUUCUCAUAUCCGUGGUUGUCGCCUUGUUGCGUCAAUCGGCCACCAAGUUCAUCAUAUACACGACUUGCUUUUUCGUUCGGCCGGGACAGCUCUACGCCGAGUUGAGAAUGAGGUACUUUGACUUGGGACCUACACCGGAGGCCGCUUCUACGCAGCAAAGAUGA
Molecule: messenger RNA, 1378 nt
Organism: Microbotryum saponariae
Lineage: Eukaryota; Fungi; Basidiomycota; Microbotryomycetes; Microbotryales; Microbotryaceae
Source: the annotation of a GenBank genome assembly